AUGCAGGUCUUUACAAAUUCUUGCCAGACGUUCUUGAGCAAAAUUCGAUGCUCAAAUCAUGUUGAAACUAAGAAAGGUGCAAUUUUCGAAAAGAGACUCAUCACAAAAUGGAUUCAAGAAAACGGAACCGACCCAGUGAACGACGCGCAGCUCGACACUGAUCAGCUGAUCGAAGUUCGACCAGAGUCAAUCGUCCGCCCUAAAGCGCCAAAUCAUACAUCGAUUCCCGCCAUCCUCAAAGCUCUUCAAGAUGAAACGGAUGCGAUCAUGCUCAACAACUAUUCACAAAGAACACAGCUCCAAACAACGAGACAAGAACUCUCCCAUGCUCUCUAUCAGCAUGACGCGGCAUGUCGAGUUAUUGCUCGACUUCAGAAAGAAACCAACGCGACGAGAGAAGCUCUUGCGACACUCAAGCCUUCUCAGGCUCAAGUUCCGCACGAAGCAGAUCCGGUCGAAGCCGACGGCGACAUGGUCGAAGGUCUCUCAGAAGAAGUCAUCGCGAAAAUCGAUCAAGAAAACGCUGCUCUCACCAAGGGCAGAAAAGAACUCGUCUCCAAGCGAAAGGCUGCUCUUUCUGGCGUCGAAAAGCUGCACAAUUACACGACGCAAAAUACACUCAAGGAUUUGCACGCUCCUGGCAAGCACAUUCUCUGCAUGGACAUGAGCAAGGCCGACAACACGAGAGUUGUCACCGGCGGUGCGGAUAAUACCGUCGUUGUGUAUGAUACGAAGGCAGGAGCUGUUCUAUCGAAAUUCGAUGGACACAAAGGCGAAGUGUCAAAAGUUGCGUAUCACUCGACAAAGGAUGUUGUUGCGUCGGCUUCGGAUGAUUCUACUGUCCGUGUUUGGUCAUUGGAAGGUGGCUCCGGAGCUACAAUUAAAGCUCACAAAGCUGCAGUUACUGGCAUCUCCUACCAUCCACUUGGACAAUACGUCCUUUCCAGCUCAAAAGAUCAGACCUGGGCCUUUUCAGAUAUCGAAUUAGGAAGUGUUCUGACGAAAGCAACAGAAAACGAGGCAAAGCUAGAAUCUUGCGAUUUCCAUCCGGAUGGUCUCUUCUUUGGCGUUGGAACUUCCACCGGCGGUGUGAAAAUUUGGGAUAUCAAAAAUCGCGUUGAAGUUGCCCCUUUCGCUGGCCAUAAAGGACCAGUUAAUGCAGUCGCAUUUAGUGAGAAUGGAUAUUAUGUUGCUUCUGCAGCUGGUGGAAACGAGAUUAAGAUUUGGGACUUGAGAAAGUUGAAGGAAAUCAAGUCGAUCGUCAUGAGAGAGGAUGAUUAUGUUGUGAAUGCUUUGAAGUUCGAUCCUUCCGGACAGUAUUUGGGCGCUGCUGGACAGGAUCUCCGUUUGUACAUGGCAAAAACAUGGGCUGAAAUUACUUGCUACUCAUCUCACGAGGAUGAGAUUACUGGCUUGAGCUUCGGCGAAAACUGUGCUACUCUUGCAUCGUGCUCUCGGGACUCAACUGUUAGAAUGAAUGUCAACAGUCUGAGUGCUCGCUAUGUUGAUGUUAAGGACGAGUACACGGCUCCACGAAUCGGAUCUUUGAAUAUAAACGACCAAAAGGAGCUCACGCUAAAACAGAAGAUCGCACAGACAGAGAUCGUUAUUACAUCCACGACGCAGUUUCCAGCUACAUGUGUGAAUCUAGAAGGAGAGUUGGAAAAGGUCGAAUUCGACAUCAGAGGCAUUGACCCUGCAAUGUCAAAUACAUUGCGGCGGAUCAUGAUUGCCGAAGUACCGCAGAUGGCCUUUGACAGAAUUCUGAUCUACAACAAUACUACUUUAAUUCAAGAUGAAGUUCUCGCCCAUCGAUUAGGUCUGAUUCCAAUAAAAGCAGACUUCCGACAAUUCAAAAAUCGAGCACAAAAGGAUAUGACUUCCAUUGACUGUACGAAGGCAGCUAAUGUUAAAGGAGCAAAAGAAGAGGACUCGCUUUUGUUCCACCUAAAAGUCAUUGGCAAGCAUCAAAAGAAUUCGACAAACCAUGUACAAAUUGUGGAAUCUAGUGAGUUGAAGUGGUCGCCAGUUGGAAAUCAGAAAGAAACGAUGAAUGUAAUGCCCUGCUUUCACGAUAUCACCAUUGCCAAAAUUAAGCCAAAGCAAAUUAUCGAUAUUGAGCUUCAUGCAUUCCGAGGGAUUGGCCGGGACCACGCGAAAUUUAGCCCAGUCUGCACAGCUUUCUAUCGACUUCUACCGACGAUAGAAUUCACAGAGCCGAUCCGCGGAGACGAUGCGGUCGAAAUCCAGAAAAUGUUUUCGCCUGGCACGGUUGAGAUUAUCGAUGACGAAGCGAAAGUGGUCAACGUCAGGGUUGACGCCAACUCGCGAGAAGUCUUCCGUCACAAAAAAUAUAGGGACAUUGUGAAAUUGGGAAGAGAUCGCGAGGUCGCGCUGUUUUCAGUGGAAACCGUUGGUGCUCUCAGUCCGUGUGUGAUCUUCAAGGAAAGCUGCAAGGUGUUGAUGAAUAAGUGCGAUGUUUUCUUGGAGGAGCUGACGAGAACGCAGAAUGAUGUGAAAGAUGAAAUGAAAAAUGAGUGA
This is a messenger RNA of Oikopleura dioica, 2541 nucleotides long. The record is from the annotation of a GenBank genome assembly. NCBI's taxonomy places the organism in Eukaryota, Metazoa, Chordata, Appendicularia, Copelata, Oikopleuridae.